AUGCAACCUAUUAGCCUUCCAAAUUUCAAUAGCGACGUGAGAACCAUUCGGGCUUGUGUUGCCCGCUGCACAAGGUCGAGGUUUGUCCAUCACGCGAGCUCAUUUAGCUACAAGAGGAUGCUGCCAUUUCUUAAGGAGAAUGAAAUCUCUUCCCAGGGGGAAGAUAGGGCUAAGAUUCGUAGAGUGUCAGAAGAGGAACAUAUAGCAUCAGAAGGCUCUCCUGAAGAACUUGACGGAGCUCAAAUUCAGUGCGCCGUGCCGCAAGUUUCUCUGGAUGGCAGCAGUGCAGCUGAGGUUCAGGAAGUCACACGAGAAGUGUUAGCUUCAGUUGGAGACCUGGUUGCUGCCAGGAACGCUGUCAUGGCCACUGGACAACCUCAGCUUACUGUUUCAGAAGAUUCUCCUGAAAAAAGAGAUGUAGCUGAAGCUGAAACAACAGUAGAAGAAAAGGAGGCGUUGAAAUCAGAUGACAAGUCUGUUAAGAUGGAUUAUGCAGAGCCGCUUGCUGUCAAGCCUGGAGGAGACCAGGAGAUGAAGGAGCUCUGCGACAGUGUCAAAGAGCAAACCAAGGUCGUACCUGGUGAUCUCGCAAGCAGCAAGCCUUGUCUUGCUCGCUGCACGAGGUCAAGGUUCGUUCCUCAUCCGAGCUCAUUCAGCUACAAGAGGAUGCUGCCAUUUCUCAUGGAGAAUGAUAUCUCCUCUCAGGAAGGAAACAGGGCCAGGCUUCAGAGAGUUCCAGAAGAGAAACAAUUGGCAUUGGAUGCGAGCGAUGAUGUCUUGGACUGUAUAGCUGAAUCGCAGAAAGUCACACCAGAAGUAUUGUCAUCUUCAGAUAGACACUGCCAGGUUGCUGUCUUGGAAGAUUUUCCUGUGGAAAGCAAUGCGGCUGAAGUUGAAGGAAUUGCAGUAGAAGAAAACAUUACAAAGUCAGACGGAGAUGAGGCAAGUGGACUAACUUCCGGCAAGGGUGACUCCAAGUUGUUACAAGACAAGACUGAACUUGCUAAAGUACAACAAUGCCAGAGCUCGGAGUCUAGGUGUCCUGAUAUUGGUUUGGGUAGCCCUACCAAGGCAGUAACAGAGGACGAUGGAGCUGAUCAACAUGGUGCACAAGAGAGACAUUAUUCUGUGGCUUCUCCGGAUGGCCUAUUGCUUGAUCUGGGAAUGAUCUGCAAGCCUUCUCACGCUGGCAUCUCUUGCUUGAAGAAACAAGUUCUGUCUCCGAAGAAGCUUUCUCCAAAGAAAGGGAUACUUAAGAGGCAUACAAGCUGGGGGUGCAAGGGCAUCUGCAUGUGUCUUGACUGCUCCGUGUUCCGGUUGCGUGCUGAUCGAGCUUUUGAGUUCUCCAGGAAACAGAUGCAGGAGGCGGAUGAUGUAAUCGGGAACCUACUGGAGGAGGUGGCGAUCCUGCGUAGUCUGGCGGAAAAACCUUCUGGCAAAGAGCAGAUCAAAGAGGCUUGCCAGAGGGCAUCGUGGGUGGAGGAGGUUGCCAGGGACCGCCGGCGGCAGAUGCUGGAGGAACUCAACUCACACUGCAAAAUUCCCGGGCCAAGGGUGAAGUUUGCGCAGUAUGUCGACGAGAAGAUUGGCUUGGUGCCUCACAGUGGCAGUAACUGCAGGAGGCAGCCUCCCUUGUGAAGGAUGGAGGUGACAGA
Messenger RNA from Lolium rigidum, 1655 nucleotides. RefSeq lists its product as uncharacterized. Bases 1 to 1638 code for a protein of 545 amino acids. The record is from RefSeq and is a predicted model, not a curated record. Lineage: Eukaryota; Viridiplantae; Streptophyta; Magnoliopsida; Poales; Poaceae. The transcript has 8 exons.